UUGUAUUUAGAAAAAAGUAUUAUUGAAAACAUACAACAACAAAAAGGAUAGUUUUGCAGCAGGGUAUGUAUAGGAAAAAUGUAAUUUUACAAAAAUAUAUCCAACUAAAAUCCAACUAAUGGGAAGGCUUACCAACCCGGCACAGCAACGGGUCUGGUCUCUCAUUCCUUUCCUACCCAAGCGAUGGAACCUGCGUGGUAAAGCCAUUGGAUCUGAUCUAGGAAAUGGACUCUUCCAGUAUCUCUUUGACUUUGAAGACGACCUCCAAAUGGUAUUGGAAAACAGACCCUACCACUUUGACCACUGGAUGGUAAUUGUGGAAAAAUGGGAACCAAUCAUUUCUGCCUCAUUCCCCUCAAAGAUUCCCUUCUGGAUUGAGAUUAAGGGUCUCCCUAAACACUUCUGGAAACUAGAAAUGAUCCUGUCAAUCUGCGAGGAAGUGGGAGAUCUCCUGGAUCACGAAAUUACCGCAACAGUUAUUAAGAUGAAGGCUCUAAUAGAUGGACUCAAACCGCUGGUCAAGGAGACUAUAGUUGAAUUUAUGGAUGGGAGUGAAGCUUUGAUAACCUUGGAGUACAAAAGCCUGAAAAAACACUGCCUUCACUGCCACAGACUCUCUCAUGAGAAGAAAGACUGCCCUGGAAUACAGGAACCAACCCCUGUACAAAAAGCUCCCCCGUCUACUUCACACCACCAAUCCAAAGCAUCAAAUGCCAGAUCCCACUCGUACAGAGAGGUGCACUCUGAACACAAAUCUCCCCAAGGCAACACAAAACUGGACUAUCAAAGAGCACGUACUAACACCCUGUCAGAGAAACAUCACGGGGAGGGGAGACACCACAGUUCUCAAUCCUACUCUGCUCCCAGAACCGCACAUCAAAGGCCAUAUAGCCGAAGAUACUCACCUGAAAGAAGUAGAGACCCUAAUCACCGUGAUUGGAACAGAAAUCAUCAAAGAACCCUCAGAGGAAAAUACCCCCCUACCUUGCAAUGGAGAGAAAAAUACGCCCCGGAAGGCAACCCAUCUGUAAACCUCGUUGAAGCUUCUGACUCUUCAAGACCCAGGCGCCCUCCUCUUGAAAGGAACCUACAGGCAGAGUUUACUCCACCCCCUCCUGCGCCUGUGAUUCCUACCAGAGAGUCAAUUAUGGAAGACCUACAGGAGGUGACAAUCCAAUACACCAGCUGUGCGGACCCUACUGAACAAGCAGCCAGAAAAUACAGAGUGAUACAAGGUGAAACCAGAGGCUUAAUGAGCGAGACAGCAGACCAAAUCCUUGCAGCCUCUACUGCUCUAAAUACACAGAUUCUGGAGAACGAAGUUGAGGAGGAUCAAGAUCUCCCAAUCCACCCUGCUAUGGCCCAAGGAAACCCCUCCCCAGCAACAAGGAAGAAAAGAGGACGCCCCCCUCUAGCAAAAACAAGCACCAAAAACCCUCCCCACCUUAUGGGAGCCAAAACUAGCAAAAGAAACAAAAUUCUUGGACAAGGAUCCCCAAAGCGAAAGAACACACCAGAAAAGACUACCAACCCGCAGGGACCCCCUACUGGAUCCAGAAACUCAAAAGCUCAACAAAAGUUAACAUUGCAGGAUGAUGACACUCGCCCAUCUACAAGCAGAGCAAUACCAAAGUCAGUCAUUAUCCCAGCCAUCACAAAGAACAGGAAGGAUUUUCAGCCUUCCCCCCCUCCUCUUCCUUAA
Messenger RNA from Capsella rubella, 1702 nucleotides. RefSeq lists its product as uncharacterized. The transcript has a single exon. The coding region runs from base 119 to 1702 and encodes 527 amino acids. NCBI's taxonomy places the organism in Eukaryota, Viridiplantae, Streptophyta, Magnoliopsida, Brassicales, Brassicaceae. The record is from RefSeq and is a predicted model, not a curated record.